CGAAUCAUAUAGUUAGCCUGUCCAAUUCCUUCAUAACAUGACGACUGUCAACAACAUGGCGAGUUUUCUACGCAGUAUCAACCGAGCUCUCUUGCAAUUCCACCCUGGUUUGUCUCGUAAAGUUAGCAAGCCCUUGGCAAGAUGUAUAUCUACUACUCAGUGUCUCAAUGUGGAGUUUUAUGAGAAUCCCUUAGAAGCCGUUAGUGAUAUACCUGAUAAUUCAACACUUCUUGUUGGAGGAUUUGGACUUUGUGGCAUCCCAGAAAAUCUCAUUCAAGGACUAUUAGAUACAGGGGUAAAGGGUAUUACAGCUGUCAGCAAUAAUGCUGGUGUGGAUGAUUUCGGCCUUGGUCUCCUCCUGAAGACGAAACAGAUUAAGAGGAUGGUGUCAUCAUACGUCGGUGAGAAUGCAGAGUUUGAAAGGCAGUAUUUAUCUGGAGAAUUAGAAGUGGAGCUCACACCACAGGGUACCUUAGCGGAGAGGAUACGAGCGGGAGGAGCAGGGGUACCAGCUUUCUUCACCCCGACCGGUUUUGGCACCCUAGUACACCUUGGUGGAUCACCCAUCAAGUACAACGAUGAUGGGUCGGUGGCUAUCACUAGUGAACCUAGGGAGUCAAGAAUGUUCAAUGGCAUUGACUACAUCAUGGAGAAUGCUAUUGUAGGAGACUAUGCUCUUGUGAAGGCAUGGAAGGCUGAUAGGGCAGGAAACCUCAUCUUCAGAAAAACGGCCAGAAACUUCAAUCCACCUAUGGCUAGAGCUGCCAAGAUAACCAUCGCUGAAGUUGAAGAGAUAGUUGAUGUAGAUUCUUUUGCACCUGAAGACAUCCAUGUACCUAGUAUAUACGUUCAGAAGGUCAUCUUGGGGAAGAACUACCAGAAGAGGAUAGAGAGACUAACAUUGUCCAAGGAGAAGUCUGAAGCCAGCGAAGAAGCCAAAAGUCCAGCUGCUCUACUUAGAGAAAGAAUCAUCAGGAGAGCUGCAUUAGAAUUCAAAGAUGGAAUGUAUGCUAAUCUUGGUAUUGGAAUGCCCAUGCUUGCCAGUAACUACAUAGAUCCAGAUGUGAAGGUCUAUCUACAGAGUGAGAAUGGAGUGCUAGGAUUGGGUCCAUUUCCAAGGAAAGGUGAGGAGGACCCAGACCUGAUCAACGCUGGUAAAGAAACAGUCACAGUGCUUCCAGGUUCUAGUUACUUUGCUAGUGAUGAAUCAUUUGCCAUGAUCAGAGGUGGACAUGUCGACCUGACCAUUCUUGGUGCUAUGCAGGUGUCGAAAUAUGGAGAUCUUGCUAACUGGAUGAUUCCGGGUAAGAUGGUGAAAGGAAUGGGCGGAGCUAUGGACCUAGUCUCCUCCCCCAGGACCAAAGUUGUAGUAACCAUGGAACAUGCUGCUAAAGGAGGCAAGCCAAAGCUGCUUACAGAGUGCAAUCUACCCCUGACUGGAAGGAGAUGUGUGGAUAGGGUCAUCACCGAAAUGGGUGUGUUUGACAUUGACGCUGAGGAAGGCAUGACGCUGGUUGAGAUCGCUGAUGGCGUGACAAUCGAGGACAUCAUCGAGAACACCGAAGCUGACUUUGAAGUUGCUGAAGACCUCAAACCCAUGGGACAAGUCUGAGGUGACCCCCUUAUCUGAUUAUUGAACUGAAUAAAAUGAAAUUGCCUAAAUUGGAUGGGUGCGUUUGGGUGUAACUGUGAAGAACGUUUUUUGUAUUGAAUGUGAACUGUGCAUUAGGAAAGUUCCAUGUGUAUUCAAAAGGUGAUAUGGAAAAAGUAAAUGUGGGGUGUAUUGCAAUUCUCUCUGCCACAAUUAAUGUUUUUGACCAUAGUGUACAUUUCUGACCAAACUGAUAUUGACAAUGCAUCUGUUCGGGUCUUAUGUAAAUUCAGUGGGUCAAAUCUUGAGAAAUGUGAACGGCUUUCAGUGUCAAGCAAAGAAAAAAGAGGAGGUAGGCUAUUAUCAUCAUGCUAUCUGCAGAGAUAUAUAUAUAUGUAUCUUGAGCUUUUAAGAGGAAUUUACAAGUCGGAAAAAAGAAGUUGAAAAAAAAUAUCAACAUGCCAUACCUGGACUUGCAUGUGUGUAUGUGCUGAUUCAGUGACUGUCAUCAGUAACAUAUUGUCUGCUUCUGAACUUUUUUAUUUGUGGUAGACAGAAUUGUAUUAUCGCACAAAAAGCCUUUUUACAGUUCAUCUCGGCUUAUCUGAACAAGGCCUUAUACCCCUAUCACACUUGUCACCUGGAUGGACAUCUGUGAAAUCAAAUGGACAACACUUGGGGGGAAAAGCUCCUCUUACAUUAACAAUUAAGCUUUGGGGAAAAUAUGUUUAUGUGCUCUUAUGUCGUUUGAAAAAUAACCAUGGUACACAAAUGAUUCAUGGACAAUGGUAGAAACAUGUGUUAUUUGUGCUGUGCUGCUUGUAUUUACUAUCUGUUGAAAUAUAUGUACCUUGGUUUACUUCUGGGAGGAAUGAAAAGAAGAGGAUUUUUUUAAUAAGUUAAAAUUUUCGUCAGGAUUUCAUAUCCAAGUCCCAUUCUGUUGCAAGAUAACUUGGGCUUAGCCGGUUGAACUUGAAAGUGUAAAAGGGGUAUAAGAGAAUAAGUCGUCGGCUUUCUGCAAGAAGGGACUUUUACAACUAUUUUUUUUAUUUCAAAUAUUGAAAGAGUACAUCUUAGGCUAUCCAAUGAUGUAAAAAUUAUUUCAAAUUUUCGAGUAAAACUCAAAAUAUCAGCAAAUUAAAAAGGGCAUAAUAAAAAGAACAUUGAAAAAGUUAUCCUUCAGUCUACUCUCUUCUUGUAGGAAGCUGACAAAGUUAUCUAUACGUUAUUGCUGCAUGAAAUUGGUUGUGACUGAUGGAUAUGAAUGGUACACUGGUGGUUGAAUGGAAUUACAUUAACAUGUACUAUAAAAGAAGAAAAACUCACUGUGAGGCACCUGUUUUAUCUGUGAACUGUAUCUGUAAUCAGAAUACAUUCACAGUUGUGUGAAAAAAAGUGAACAAUUGUGAUAUGUACAUGUUGAUCACAAUGUCCAAUUAUUUUGAUAUGCAUAAUAAUCCACUUAAUUGCAGAUUUGAUUAUGUGUUGGUAUUUGGUUUCAUGAUGUACAUUUAGUUCUACAACAAAUCAUUUUGUUUACUCAAAGACAUCAUGUUAUGAUUUGUAUUUUUAAUGACCUUGGGCCUCAUAUUUUAAUGUUUUGGGGGCAUGGUCACUUUGAAAAAUUAGUACACAUUUGUAUAUUACAUCACAAAUUCGAAAAUAUCAAAAAGGUCACCAAAAUCUCCACAUCCAAUGAGAGGGAUAUAGAGGCCAGUCAACAGGGCUUCCGAGAUCAUAGCAUUGAUAGUCUUGAAACUACAUUUAUGUUAGCACCGAACCAAAUAAUUUUUUUUUGUAGGAUUUUUCUUAUUUUUUAUGUUUUUAAACCUCCUGUGUACUUAAUGAAUUGAUCAAUUUCAGAAUCUAUGUAUGAUGAUAAAGGAAUUCCUGGAUAAAAAUUCAUUAGUUUAUUGUGUGGCCCGUGGAGGAUUCCAAUUAUGACAACUAAAUCAAAUCAAUGAGUGCCAACAAAAAUGACUGCAAUGUUGUGUCUUUUCCCCAAUUGAUGCUUAUGCCGUGUGUACCAUUUUUUAUCAGCAAUUUUCUCAUGCGACGUGUGCUGCAAAUUAAUGA
Molecule: messenger RNA, 3667 nt
Organism: Lytechinus variegatus (green sea urchin)
Lineage: Eukaryota; Metazoa; Echinodermata; Echinoidea; Temnopleuroida; Toxopneustidae
Product: succinyl-CoA:3-ketoacid coenzyme A transferase 1, mitochondrial-like
Exons: 13
Coding region: 38-1612 (524 amino acids)
Biological process (GO): ketone body catabolic process
Cellular component (GO): mitochondrion
Molecular function (GO): succinyl-CoA:3-oxo-acid CoA-transferase activity
Source: RefSeq, a predicted model, not a curated record